ACCUAUACACCCUCCCGAUGCACUGGACGAGAACUUGCCUCCUGAGAAGCACCUGGGUGAGCUCAAUGUCGCUGGGGCUGCAGCUCUGCAGCAGGAACGCGAGGCUCGGAAGAAGACCAAGGAUGAGAUACGCGUAGAGCAAGCACAGGCCGGGAAGCCCAGGGUUGACAGAAUGCUUUCUUUACAAGAUCUCGAGGAUGUUGCUAUGAAGGUCAUGUCUCACAAGGCCGUGGCCUACUACUCAUCUGCCGCAGACGACGAAAUCACGAACAGAGAGAAUGCCCGAGCGUUCUCUCGAUUCUUCUUCCACCCGCGUAUUCUACGACCGAUAUCCCAGGUCGAUGUUUCCACAACCAUACUCGGUGUCAAGUCUUCUAUCCCUAUCUUCGCCAGCGGCGCCGCCUUGGCGAAGUUAGGUCAUCCACUUGGCGAGGUGAACAUCACGAAGGGCGCAGGUCGCACAGGCAUCAUCCAGAUGGUGUCCUCCAAUGCAUCACUGUCUGCUGCACAAAUUGCCGAAGGCCGCCUCUCGCCAUCACAACCACUCUUCUUCCAGCUCUACAAGCACGGGGACAACAAGAUAGCCGAGAAACGCGUACGCGAAAUAGAACAGUUGGGCUACAAUGCCAUCUUCCUGACGGUGGACGCUCCUGUGUCUGGCAACCGUGAGCGGGACAUCCGCGCGCCGUACGAGCUGGAAGAACAAGAACGGGAGGGACAGCCUACGGAUGGGCAGACAGCGGGAGAGAUGCCCCGUCAGCCGGAUGAUGUCGAGAAGGAGAUCGAAGGCCAGCCGAACUUGUACGGGACGGCUGGAGCGCUUUUGCAGAACAUGGACUUGGAUAUGACGUUCAAGGAGACUAUACCUUGGUUACGUUCCGUCACGAAGCUCCCCAUUGCUCUCAAAGGCGUGCAAUGUGUAGCAGAUGCGGUCCUUGCGGCAGAAGCAGGCGUUGACGCCAUUCUGCUAUCUAACCAUGGAGGUCGUCAGCUAGAAUAUGCUCUGCCGCCUCUUGAGGUUUUGUACAAGAUUCGGCAACAACGGCCGGACGUCUUCGACAAGCUGGAGGUAUACAUCGAUGGCGGAGCUCGUCGGGGGACAGAUGUCCUCAAGGCACUCUGUCUAGGCGCGAAGGCAGUAGGAAUGGGUCGCCCGUUCCUGUAUGCGCAGAGUGCGUACGGCGAGGCUGGUGUUGUCCAAACAGUCCGUAUCCUUCAGCGCGAGAUCAUCCUUGGCAUGCGCCUCCUCGGCGUCACAAGCGUUGACCAGCUCACGCCCGAACUGGUUGAACGCGUUGACUGGCAACCCUUGCUUGCCCGCCUUUGAUUACGCUCUAGACACGAGGCUUGUAUUCGAUGUUA
Rhodofomes roseus is the source of this 1362-nucleotide messenger RNA. RefSeq names its product FMN-dependent dehydrogenase. NCBI's taxonomy places the organism in Eukaryota, Fungi, Basidiomycota, Agaricomycetes, Polyporales, Fomitopsidaceae. Gene Ontology annotation, biological process: lactate metabolic process. Bases 173 to 1327 code for a protein of 384 amino acids. Gene Ontology annotation, molecular function: L-lactate dehydrogenase (cytochrome) activity; FMN binding. The record is from RefSeq and is a predicted model, not a curated record. The transcript is spliced from 13 exons.